AUGACUCAACACAAUGUUGAACAACAACAACAACAACAACAACAACAAGAUGUAGACAGUGAUCUAGACAGACAAGAUCAACCACAUAUCGAGCAACAACAUGACGAUGUUGUACCUCAGCAUCAAGAUGAACAACAACAUCAACAGCAACAUACUUCAAUCAAUCAUAAUAAUGUACAUACUAUCGAUCAAGAACAAGAUCAUCACAUUCAACAACAACAACAACAACAACUUCAUCAUACUCAGCAGCAGCAUCAACAACAACAACAUUAUCCUCCACAACAGUAUCAACAACAACAGCAACAACCUCAACAUCAACAACACAUACCAAACAAUGUCAAUCAACCACCUGUGAUAAAGUACACUACAAAUAGAAGGAGUAGACCAAACAGUGCAGGAAACACUCCUGGUGGUGGCAAGACAGAGGAAGAGAGAAGGGAUAUAGCCAUCAAUGAGACACAGGACACAGUGUUUGAUGUGAUCUUGCAGUGGAUAUCACUGGCCUGCAGCAAGCUGCUAUUCCAUCCAAUAGAGUUCCCCGUGCAUGCGUUGACCACCUUCAUCCAGGCCAACCCGACGCCACAACCUCAGCCCAUCGGCAUACCUUUCCCCAUGCCUCAGCAGAUGAAUCAGCAACCACAGUCGUCACUGGCGUUCACCAGCGAGAGUCUCUGGAGACUGUUCAAGCAGAAGGGCACACACAUAUACGAUGGCGGUCUGGUCUACUUGGCGCACAACAUGGUGGUGAUCAUUGCCAACUUUACGCAGCGCUUUGUCAACGCCUCGUUCAACACCCCCACGGGCAAUGCCAGCGUCACCAGCAUUGAGCGUCGACAGCGCAUUGGCAAACUAGUGGAUCUCUUGAUAUCUGGCGUCAAGAAUGCAUUCACUCUACCCCUAGACGUCCUAAUGACCCGACUCAUUGUACAUAGAUUCUACAAAGCGGCAGACAAUCUACACUACAUCAAUGACUGCACUCUUGGUGGUAUCUGCAAGAAUGAGGGUAUAAUCAGUGGAUUAUAUGCUGGAUGGGAGGUCGUUGUGAUGAAGGCACUGCUUGAGUGGAUAUACAAGAAGUGUGAUAAUCAUUUGGUCACGAGCAGCAAGAGAGGACCAUUCUCUCCGAAUGAGAAGUCACCAGCACAGAUCAUAUUGCUCUGUCUAAGAGUAUUAUUGGAUUAUAUACUUACAGUUGUAAAGGUCAGAUUGAACAUUAGGAACAUUGGAUUCAUCAAGACAGUGGUGACUAUAUACCGUAGAGAGGGUAUAAAGGGAUUCUUCUCGGGUCUGAACACUUAUCUGGCAUUGUUCCCAUUAUGGAUGAUUGGAAUACUGUUUGCCAACGUCAUAUUUGUCAAGUUGAAGCAGAUGCUUGAGAGAAAUGCUGAUCUGUCACGUCGUCGUGGAAAGAAGUCUUCGUCGUCACUGGCAGAUGACGAUGGAACACAACCACAGGCACCUGGCAUGAGUGUCAUUGGUCUGUCACCAAUGGAGACAUCGGACGACGAUGACGAUCAAGAUGACGAGAAUAACUCAUCUGACGAUGAGCGUGUAGUAGUCAACAGAACAAGUAUCAACAGCAACUACAACUACAACAACAACAACAACAACAUUAGAACUAGCAAUGGUGAUAACAACAACACUACCCAAUGA
Molecule: messenger RNA, 1653 nt
Organism: Acytostelium subglobosum LB1
Lineage: Eukaryota; Evosea; Eumycetozoa; Acytosteliales; Acytosteliaceae
Exons: 3
Coding region: 1-1653 (550 amino acids)
Biological process (GO): folate import into mitochondrion; nucleotide transport
Cellular component (GO): mitochondrion
Molecular function (GO): FAD transmembrane transporter activity; folic acid transmembrane transporter activity
Source: RefSeq, a predicted model, not a curated record